Messenger RNA from Antechinus flavipes (yellow-footed antechinus), 2003 nucleotides. It is a transcript of the gene BEND5, whose product is annotated as BEN domain containing 5. The transcript has 6 exons. The record is from RefSeq and is a predicted model, not a curated record. Gene Ontology annotation, biological process: negative regulation of DNA-templated transcription. Lineage: Eukaryota; Metazoa; Chordata; Mammalia; Dasyuromorphia; Dasyuridae. Bases 170 to 1483 code for a protein of 437 amino acids. Gene Ontology annotation, molecular function: DNA binding.
CGCGCCUCCUGCAGCUGCUCGGGCGGGCGGGCCCCUGAGCGGAGCCGGAGCCGGAGCCGCGGCCGCCGGGGGGCCCUCCCUCGGUCCGUCCGAUCGCCCGUCGGUCCCGCCUUGGGUCCGUCCCCCUCCGGUCCCGGCAGCCCCAGCCUCCGAGACUCGGACCCCGGCCAUGUACGCCUUUGUGCGCUUCCUGGAGGACAACGUGUGCUACGCGCUGCCCGUGUCCUGCGUGCGCGACUUCAGCCCCCGCUCGCGCCUCGACUUUGACAACCAGAAGGUGUACGCGGUCUACCGGAGCCCCGAGCCCCCAGAGGCGGCGGCGCCCCCCGCGCCCGCGCCCGCCGGGGCCUCCUGGGGCGCGCUGCUACCGCACAAGGCCCAGAUCCUGGCGCUGGCAGAGGACAAAACCGACCUCGAGAACAGUGUCAUGCAGAAGAAGAUCAAGAUCCCCAAGCUUUCCCUCCAUCACAUAGAAGAUGAGGAGGAGGUCCGGGACUACGGCGAGGAUGACGGGGACUUCAGACACACUGGCUUGUUGAGGCGGGCUGCGGGGGCCGCCCCUGACCUGUUCCCUCUGUGUCCGCAGAGACAGGAGGGCCGGAGGCCCAGCGAGCCGGGCGCCCACAAGAGCAUCGAGGCCGUGGUGGCGCGCCUGGAGAAGCAGAACGGGCUGAGCCUGGGGGGCGGCGCCAGCCCCGAGCUCUUCGCGGACGCCCCCAAGGGCAUGGACGGGCUGGACGAGGCGGUGGUGCCGCGGGCCCUGUACGAGGAGCUCCUGCGCAGCUACCAGCAGCAGCAGGAGGAGAUGCGGCACCUGCAGCAGGAGCUGGAGCGCACGCGGAGGCAGCUGGUGCAGCAGGCCAAGAAGCUCAAGGAGUGCGGGACGCUGGUGUCCGAGAUGAAGGAGCUCCGCGACCUGAACCGCCGCCUGCAGGACGUGCUGCUGCUGCGGCUGGGCAGUGGUCCUGCCAUUGAGCUGGAAAAAGUAAAGUCAGAGUCCCUUGAACCCGAGCCGGAAUUCCAGAAGACUUUCAGUGAGGAGGCAAAUACGUCGUCCUAUUAUCCUGCUCCCGCUCCCGUAAUGGACAAGUAUAUUCUAGAGAAUGGCAAGGUCCACCUCGGCAGUGGGAUCUGGGUCGAUGAGGAAAGAUGGCACCAGCUGCAGGUCACCCAAGGAGACUCCAAAUACACCAAGAACCUGGCCGUCAUGAUAUGGGGCACGGACGUGCUGAAGAACCGCAGCGUCACCGGGGUGGCCACCAAGAAGAAGAAGGACGCCAUCCCCAAGCCGCCCCUCUCCCCUCACAAACUCAGCAUCGUCAGAGAGUGUCUCUACGACCGGAUAGCACAAGAGACCGUGGACGAGGCCGAGAUCGCACAGAGACUGUCCAAGGUCAACAAGUACAUCUGCGAGAAGAUCAUGGACAUCAACAAGUCUUGUAAGAACGAGGAGCGCCGGGAGGCCAAGUACAACCUGCAGUGAAGCGGGGUUUCCCCCGCGCCGGCCGCUCCUUGUGCCGCCUGCCUCGGGCCGCGCUGGGGGGCGGGGCGGGCCAGGGCAGCCUGCGGAGGGGGGCUCGAGCCCACGGGCGCCCCCUCCCGGCGGCCCGCCCAAGAUUCAUUCGGAUAUUGGCCACGCGGGUCUCGGAGGCCGAAGAUGUGGGUUCAGAACCCAGUGCCCGCCCUGAGGAGACCCAGGACCUCGGCCGGUCACUUCGGCUCUCCGGGCCUCAGUUUCCCCAUCUGUCAAAUGGGGAUAAUAAUCCUUGCACUACCUACCUCACAGGGCUGUUGUGAGGAAAGCGCUUGAGAGACUUGGAAGCGCUCUAGAAAUGGGAGCUCUUGUUACCGGCCGCGGCGGAGCCGGGAGCCUGAGGGGGGAGGGCUGGGAGGUGUCAAGUGCUUGCCCGGGCUUGGAGCUGAGCCGCUCGCUCCUCCCGGGAUUUGUUUCUAACUCUGUUCGUAUGUUUUGUUGUACAAUAAAGCCUCUUGAUUUCUUUGAA